Messenger RNA from Paramecium tetraurelia, 939 nucleotides. RefSeq lists its product as uncharacterized. NCBI's taxonomy places the organism in Eukaryota, Ciliophora, Oligohymenophorea, Peniculida, Parameciidae. Gene Ontology annotation, molecular function: RNA binding; ubiquitin-protein transferase activity. The transcript has 5 exons. The record is from RefSeq and is a predicted model, not a curated record. Gene Ontology annotation, biological process: protein ubiquitination. Gene Ontology annotation, cellular component: CCR4-NOT complex.
AUGAAAAAUUAAACCAAUUAAUCGGAGAUUUGCCAAUAUUGCAAUUUGAGUGACUGUGAAUGUUCGGACCAAGAGGAUUGGGACAGUUGUGAUUCACCUAAACCAAAAACACUAUAUUCUUUCAAAGAAAUCAAUCUACAAAACAAAUCAUUAUUAGCUGAAAUCAGAAUCAUUUGCAAGAAUUUGAUCUAUGUGAUUGGUUUAGCACCCAACAUUGCCAAAGAAGAUCAAUUGAAAAAGCUGGAAUAUUUCGGUCAAUACGGAUAAAUCUAAAAAUUAAUUGUGAUCCAAAGCAACACCUUCAAUCCCCCCUCUCAUGCUGCUUAUAUUACUUAUCGAAAUGAAUAAGAAGCAUCUUUAGCAAUCUUAGUAAAUAUAAUUAAUAUUUAUUUACAAGUAAAGGCUUCCUUCGGAACCACCAAAUAUUGCACAAACUUCUUAAAGGGUCAGCAAUGUAAGAUCAAGGAUUGUGUAUACUUGCAUCAACACCCCAAAGACAAAGACUCCACACAAGUGUUAAAAAAAGAAGAAAUGAAUAACUCAAAGUGGUUAUUUUCAUAUUCAUAAAAACUAGCUCAAGCCAACUUCAAAAAGUUUUACACUAAAAUCAAUUACAAAAAUGCCCUACAAAAAUCAGUGUUCCCAACCACAUAAAAUAUUUUAGAUAAUAUGUUAAAAGAAAGAGUCGUUGAACCCAUUUAACAAUAAUAACAAUAAAUAAAUGUGUAAUGGGAAGAAAUAAAAGAAACAUAAUAAUAAUAAGAAUUCCCAUAACCCAUUUAGUAAAAGUCCAUCGACAUUGAAAAAAGAGUUGAAGCGGUCAUUCUCAAAAUGGAUGGAGAGGGCAAUAGAAACUCGAGAUUCAAAUUUACAAAUAGUGAAAAUGUCCCAUAAGAUUAUGAGGCAAUAUAAUAAAUAAAAUAAUAUCUACAAAAAUGA